CCCCCUCUCCUCUCUCCCACACAGCUCCUUCCCAGCUAGCCCAAAACCACCACCAUGCUCGCUGUCACCAACACUCUCCGCGUCGCCCGCACCCAGGCCCGCGCCUUCUCCCUCUCUGCCCUCCGCAGCUCCGAGGGUAUGCCGUCGGGCCACGGCAACGACUCGAUGAAGAAGCGCGAGAAGGCCGCCGAGGACCAGUACGUCCGCGACGCUGAGCGCGAGAAGCUCAAGGCGCUGCAGAAGUCGAUCGAGGCGUCCAAGGCGCACCUCGCCGAGCUCGAGAAGAGCCACGGCGAGCUCGAGGCGAGCAUCGGCAAGAAGAACUAGAGGGCCGUCCUGCUCGGGCGUCUUCCUUUUCCGGUUCUGUGUGCUUGGAGGGAGCGACGAGGAGGAGGUUGUGCGUCGGGUGCGAGUCGGAAUCGGCUGGACGGCGAGGAGGAGGCGAGGCGAGUUUGAACCAAGGAUACCACUCUGGAAAUUCUAGCAGCGUUUGUGGCAGU
This is a messenger RNA of Rhodotorula graminis WP1, 500 nucleotides long. RefSeq lists its product as uncharacterized. The transcript has 3 exons. The coding region runs from base 55 to 327 and encodes 90 amino acids. Gene Ontology annotation, cellular component: mitochondrion. NCBI's taxonomy places the organism in Eukaryota, Fungi, Basidiomycota, Microbotryomycetes, Sporidiobolales, Sporidiobolaceae. Gene Ontology annotation, molecular function: ATPase inhibitor activity. The record is from RefSeq and is a predicted model, not a curated record. Gene Ontology annotation, biological process: negative regulation of ATP-dependent activity.